AUGGGUGAUGACCUGAAGGAUUCAGUUGUUACUUGCUGGAAAACAGUGCUUUAUAAUGUGCUCAUUGGGGUUGUCCUUAUUCUUAUCAUAAUUAUCACAAUAUGUGGCAAUGUAGUGGUUUGCCUGGCUGUUGGGUUUGACCGCAGACUCCGGAGUAUGACAAACUGUUUUAUUGUCUCAUUAGCUAUAACAGAUCUUCUGCUUGGCCUUGUGGUGUUGCCUUUCUCAGCUUUAGAUCUUUUAUAUGAAGAAUGGCCAUUUGGGGCAACCUUUUGCAAUAUUUAUACAAGCCUGGAUGUCAUGUUAUGCACAGCCUCUAUUCUAAAUCUUUUUAUGAUAAGCUUGGAUCGCUAUUAUGGUGUCACUGCUCCUCUUCGUUACUCAAUGUUUGUGACUCCUGCUCGGGUUGCCAUUGCCAUGGGAGUUAUAUGGGUAGUAUCACUUAUGGUAUCUUUUCUUCCAAUUCACCUCGGGUGGAAUACAAAGGAUAAGUUUGUCCAGAAUUAUAGAGACCAAAAUGACAAAAAAUGUAAAUUGGAGCUGAACAAAGAAUAUGUCUUAGUGGAUGGAUUACUAACAUUCUACCUCCCAUUGGUCAUCAUGUGUCUCAUGUACUACAGAAUCUUCAAAAUUGCCAGGGAGCAAGCCAAAAGGAUUAAUCAUGUCAACUGUAGCAAUGCUGUGAGCCCCACACUCCCUACAGUCCGAGAACACAAGGCAACUGUUACUUUAGCAGCUGUGAUGGGGGCUUUCAUUAUCUGCUGGUUCCCUUAUUUUACUGUUUUCACUUACCAAGGAGUUAAUGAGAUUGAGGUGGAUAAGACAGCCUUCCUAAUAGUUCUGUGGCUGGGGUAUGCAAACUCAGCACUGAACCCAAUCUUAUAUGCCGCCUUGAACAGAGACUUCCGAACAGCAUACCAGCGUUUGUUGCACUGCCGACGUGUGGGGCCUUUGAGCAAUGAGACACCACUGACUUUGCUUCACAUUCGACAUCCAGAAGAAACAAAUCCACAUAAUAUGCAAAAUAUACAGGAAGAGAAGCCACACGGUGUACGGGAAUGUAAUGGGAAGGAAACAAGCCUGUUCAUUAGAAAUACUGAGGAGAGGUAA
Messenger RNA from Bombina bombina (fire-bellied toad), 1110 nucleotides. RefSeq names its product histamine receptor H2 (gene HRH2). NCBI's taxonomy places the organism in Eukaryota, Metazoa, Chordata, Amphibia, Anura, Bombinatoridae. Gene Ontology annotation, biological process: gastric acid secretion; chemical synaptic transmission; positive regulation of vasoconstriction. The transcript has a single exon. The coding region runs from base 1 to 1110 and encodes 369 amino acids. Gene Ontology annotation, cellular component: membrane; dendrite. Gene Ontology annotation, molecular function: G protein-coupled serotonin receptor activity; neurotransmitter receptor activity; histamine receptor activity. The record is from RefSeq and is a predicted model, not a curated record.